GCCAUGAGGGCGUGCGCGCGUCCUCCCGCGGGGACGACGGCGAUGGCGGCGGCGCGCACGCAGGUGUCUGUGACCUUUGAGGAUGUGGCUGUGACAUUCACCCAGGAGGAGUGGGGGCAGCUGGACCCAGCUCAGAAGACCCUGUACCAGGAGGUGAUGAUGGAGACCUUUGGGCUCCUGGCCUCACUGGGUGAGCAUGCAGAAACAACAGCCACAGAGCCAACCCCUUGCCCGCCAGCCGCACAGGAGGGAGCCCUGGGGGCCUCGUGGGUAGCACAAGCUGGGGGCUAG
Dipodomys spectabilis (banner-tailed kangaroo rat) is the source of this 291-nucleotide messenger RNA. RefSeq names its product zinc finger protein 543-like. The coding region runs from base 4 to 291 and encodes 95 amino acids. The transcript has 3 exons. Lineage: Eukaryota; Metazoa; Chordata; Mammalia; Rodentia; Heteromyidae. The record is from RefSeq and is a predicted model, not a curated record. Gene Ontology annotation, biological process: regulation of DNA-templated transcription.